Molecule: messenger RNA, 1658 nt
Organism: Erinaceus europaeus (western European hedgehog)
Lineage: Eukaryota; Metazoa; Chordata; Mammalia; Eulipotyphla; Erinaceidae
Gene: CHI3L1
Product: chitinase 3 like 1
Exons: 10
Coding region: 106-1263 (385 amino acids)
Biological process (GO): carbohydrate metabolic process; chitin catabolic process
Cellular component (GO): extracellular region
Molecular function (GO): chitin binding
Source: RefSeq, a predicted model, not a curated record
GGAAGAGCCAGGCCGGAAAGGCUCUGUCUGGGUAGCUGAGCCCAGGGACCAGGGCUGCACUGGGAAGAGGCGUGAAGAGGUCUGGGCUCUCCCUGCUGAACCAACAUGGCACGAAGGGCGGCUCCUGCAGGCUUUAUGGUUUUCCUGCUGCUGCAGAGCUGUGUGGCCUACAAGCUCGUCUGCUACUAUACCAACUGGUCCCAGUACCGAGAGGGGCAGGGAAGCUGCUUCCCCGAUGCCAUAGACCCCUUCCUGUGCACCCACGUGAUCUACAGCUUCGCCAACAUCAGCGAAGACAACCAGCUGGAUACCUGGGAGUGGAAUGAUGUCACUCUCUACCAGACACUGAAUGCACUGAAGCUCAGGAACCCCCGACUGAAGACUCUGCUGUCCAUUGGAGGAUGGAGCUUUGGGUCUCAAAGGUUUUCCAAAAUGGCCUCCAAUACCAAGAGUCGCAGGACUUUCAUUAGGUCAGUAGCACCUUUUCUGCGGACCCAUGGUUUUGAUGGGCUGGACCUGGCUUGGCUCUACCCUGGCCGGAGGGACAAGCAACACUUCACCACUCUGGUCAAGGAGCUGAAGGUCAAGUUUACACAGGAAGCUCAGUCUGGAUGUGAGCAGCUCCUGCUCAGCGCUGCGGUGUCUGCUGGGAAGGUGGCCCUGGACAGCGGCUACAACAUCGCCCAGAUAGCCCAGCACCUAGACCUCAUCAACCUCUUGACCUAUGACUUUCAUGGGGCUUGGAGCCAGACCACUGGCCAUCACAGUGCCCUGUUCCGAGGACAAGAGGAUGCACGUUCCGACAGAUUCAGCAACACUGACUAUGCUGUGAGCUACCUGCUGGGUAGGCUGGGGGCCCCAGCUGAUAAGCUGGUGAUGGGGAUCCCCACCUACGGGAGGAGCUUCACUCUGGCUUCUUCCAAGACUGGAGUGGGGGCCCCAAUUUCAGGGCCAGGAAUACCAGGCCAGUUCACCAAGGAAGCAGGGAUCCUCGCUUACUAUGAGGUCUGUGACUUCCUCCAAGGAGCCACUGUCCACAGACUCCUUGGCCAGCAGGUGCCUUAUGCCACCAAGGGCAACCAGUGGGUGGGGUAUGAUGACCUGGAGAGCGUCAAAAACAAGGCAAGGUAUGUGAAGAACAGGCAGCUGGCAGGCGCCAUGGUGUGGGCCUUAGACUUGGAUGACUUCCGGGGAGCCUUCUGUGGCCAGAACCUGCGCUUUCCUCUCACCAACACCAUCAAGGACACGCUGGCUGCUGCUUAGCCCUCCUUCCUGCCACACAUGGUGGGGAAACCCCAUGCCCUGGGCUCUGGAUGGCAUGGGGUCUAACCAGCCAUCCUGCUGAGCCCCGCACUGUGCAUCAGUCUCCCCCAGGUGUCACAGGUGGGGCUAUAGGGACAGGAAGACCCAGGGACCAGCACAGUAUAAAACAUGGAGGUCAACGCAUAUCUUCUGGGAAUGCCUGAAGAUUCCAGACCCCAGAGGAGGGGAUUCCUCAACCUCUUACCCAGCCCUCCUGGCCAGAGAACCCCAUCUGGGCAAGUAGCAAGUAUCGGGAGAAGCCAUGCCCUAACUCCCUGCGUCAUCCCCCUUGGGGCACAGAACCCAUCCAACUCCCUCCCUCCUGACUGCUCAAUAAAGUUCAGCAUCCAGCAGUG